GGCCGGGCCUUCUCUGGAGCUAGUCUCCCACUGGCCGCCAUCGCGGGCCGACCGAACCGGAAAGGAAGCGCAGAAGCUGCAUCGCACGGCUGCGGGAGGCGGGCAGCCCAGAUCCGGGAGCUUAGCGUCCGGGCGCCGGUAACAAGUUGACGCCACCUCCCAGGUGAUGCUGCUGCCACCCCGGCCAUCCACCCUCCGCCCCUCUCCAGAAGCCACGGACCCGCCGCCCACCCUGCGCGCCUCCCCGGAGACCAUGGAACCGCCGCCCACCUCGUCCUCGCCGCCGCAUUACUACCUGCUCAUCGACACGCAAGGCGUGCCCUACAAGUACACGGCGCACCGCAAGGAGGGGCGGCGGCCGCUGGCUGAGGAGCCCGCCCCCGACGGCGGCCAGGAGGAGGAGGCGGAGGCCCGCAGCUGCCCCUGCCCAGAGUGCGGCCGCGUGUGCAGCUCGCCCAUGCAGCUGCAGCGCCACCUCCUGACGCACUCCAUGGUCAGGCCGUUCACCUGUGACACCUGCGACCGCGCCUUCAAGCGCUCCAGCGACCUGGCGCGCCACCGGCGCAUGGCGCACAACACGGUGCGGCGCACGGGCACCGAUCGGCCCUACGUGUGCCCGUACUGCCCGCGCCGUUUCCAGGACACGGCGACGUUGGCUGAGCACGUGCCCACGCACUAGGGGAUGCCACCCCGCGGCCCCGCCCCUCGGGAGCGCCCCGCCCACGGCGAUCGGUGCUUUGGGACAUUGGGACAUAAGGCCGCUGCCUGCCCCCAAGGCCUCCGUUUCCCCGCCUGCCCGAUGGAGUGAUCCCAACCCCUCUGCCCCUCUGUCUAGAUGUGUGGUGGGUGGGCCUCCACUUACCCACAUCGACAGAGUAUUAUACCUUCCCCACUGCUGAUGA
Molecule: messenger RNA, 902 nt
Organism: Echinops telfairi (small Madagascar hedgehog)
Lineage: Eukaryota; Metazoa; Chordata; Mammalia; Afrosoricida; Tenrecidae
Product: zinc finger protein 580-like
Exons: 2
Coding region: 167-679 (170 amino acids)
Cellular component (GO): nucleus
Source: RefSeq, a predicted model, not a curated record